Messenger RNA from Pochonia chlamydosporia 170, 1767 nucleotides. RefSeq names its product MFS transporter. NCBI's taxonomy places the organism in Eukaryota, Fungi, Ascomycota, Sordariomycetes, Hypocreales, Clavicipitaceae. Bases 1 to 1767 code for a protein of 588 amino acids. Gene Ontology annotation, biological process: transmembrane transport. The transcript has 4 exons. The record is from RefSeq and is a predicted model, not a curated record. Gene Ontology annotation, molecular function: transmembrane transporter activity.
AUGUCUCAAACAGAAACCAUACAAGUCAUACACCAAACCCCAAUUCCAACCCAAUCCCACGACGAAAUCUACCACCCAAACCAACAAAACGCUCAGGAUGCAUCUAAUCCAGCCGAAUCACCACAUCCCCCCUCCCUCUCCCUCACCAACAUCCAAAUCCUCACAAUAAUGACCUCCCUCUGCGCAUGUAUAUUCAUCGCCGCCCUCGACGUCACCAUCGUCACGACCGCCCUCCCCACCAUCACCGCCCACUUCAAGUCCAACUCGGCAUAUACAUGGAUCGGCACGGCUUUCGUGCUCGCCCACACGGCCAGCACACCCUCCUGGGGCAAGAUAUCCGACAUUUGGGGCCGCAAGCCAGUCAUGCUAGUUGCCAAUGCCAUCUUCUUCGCAGGCAGCCUCGUGUGUGCGCUCGUCGAUGAGCUGGAUGUCUUUAUUGCGGGACGGGCGAUCCAGGGUCUGGGGGCGGGCGGCAUGCAGACCAUGGUGAAUAUCUGUAUAAGUGAUUUGUUUAGCCAGCGGGAUAGGGGCGUGUAUUACGGUUUGACAUCGGUGGUUUGGGCUGUGGCAAGUGGUGUUGGGCCUGUUAUCGGAGGGGCGUUUACCACAAAGUUGAGUUGGCGGUGGUGUUUUUGGAUCAAUUUGCCGAUAAUUGGAGCUGUGUUUGUGCUGCUCUUGGUUUCUCUCAAGUUGCCGACGCCGAAUACGUCUAUUCGAGCUGGUCUUAAGGCGAUUGACUGGUCGGGAAGUUUUCUCAUCGCAGGAGGUACAUUGAUGCUCCUUCUGGGCUUGUACCUCGGUGGCAUUCACGAUCCGUGGAACUCGGCCACAGUGGUGUCGCUUAUUGUGUUUGGUAUAGUCACUGCAGGGUUAUUCAUCCUGAACGAGUGGAAGAUGGCAUCUUACCCCGUUAUCCCUAUCCACCUGUUCCGGAGUGUCUCUUCAGCUGCCGCCUACGCACUCUGCUUUUUCCAUGGAUUCGUCUUCCUCGGCACGGCGUACUAUCUACCCUUGUACUUUCAGGCCGUUCUCCUGGCCAGCCCCCUGGUAUCAGGCGUCUACCUGCUGCCGUUCAUAGUGUCAUCGUGUGUAGUCGCCGCUCUCACGGGACUGUAUAUCCAGAAGACUGGCAAGUAUAUGCCCGCCAUGUAUAUCGGCCUUGUAACCAUGACGCUUGGCAUCGGUCUGCUCAUCGACAUCGGCGUCGACAAGAACUGGGGCAAGAUUAUUGGGUUCCAGGUUAUUGCUGGUGCUGGCGUCGGUAUGAACUGGGAGGGACCUCUGCUUGCUGUUCAGGCGGUGUUGCCGUCGCGGGAUGUCGCUGCGGCUACGACUACCAUGGGGUUUAUGAGGACGAUUUCGACCGCCAUUUCGGUUGUUAUUGGUGGCGUGGUGUUCCAGAACCAAAUGAAUACCAAGCAGGGCUACUUGAAGGAGAAGCUUGGUGCGGAACUAGCCGCGGCGUUUGAUGGUGCGAAUGCUACGUUUAACGUUGAGGUGGUUAAGACGUUGCCUGAGGAGCAGCAGUUUUUUGUUAGGACAGCGUUUUACGAGAGCAUGAGAACAAUGUGGAUUGUGUACGUUGGACUAUCUGCGCUGGCAUUGGUAUUGGGGUUUCUCGUUCGCGGACACCAUCUCAGCAAGGAGCACCAAAUUACGGAGCCGGGACUCCGAGAAGAAGGUUCCGGAUCGUCAGAGCCAGUUCACACUACAGGGCGAGUUGCAAGUGAAGCCCACGAGAUGCAACUCACUUCGCGAAGAGCAUAA